Messenger RNA from Oryza sativa Japonica Group (Japanese rice), 2400 nucleotides. The record is from RefSeq and is a predicted model, not a curated record. NCBI's taxonomy places the organism in Eukaryota, Viridiplantae, Streptophyta, Magnoliopsida, Poales, Poaceae.
GUUAUGUUAUCCGCUCGCGGCGGCCGGCCCCACGACGCCGACGCGCCAUUGCCCUCGUCCUCUUCCUCUUCCUCUUCCUCGUCGUCGUCGUCGCCGAGCCGUCGCAUGGUGGACGCCGCUGCGGCCUCCGGGGACGCGUGCGGCCGCGUGACGGAGUGGGAGACCGGCCUGCCGGCUCCAGGCGAGAUGACGCCGGUCUCGCACCAGCUCGUCCCGCCGGCGCUCGCCGCCGCCUUCGGGAUCGACCUCGCGGCCGUGGGCGUGCUCCUCCCCUCUCCCUCCGUCGACUCCCCUGUCUCCCACCUCUUCUUCCCCGUCGACGAGGACGACGACGAGGAUGAGGAGGGGGAGGGCGAGGGGGGUAACGAUGACGCCCCCGCCGCCGCCGCCGCGGGCGGCGGCGGCGGGAGGUGCGGGAAGAAGGCGAGGAUGGUGUGGACGCCCGAGCUGCACCACCGGUUCGUCGAGGCGGUGGCGCACCUCGGCGAGAAGGGCGCCGUGCCCAAGGCCAUCGUGCGCCUCAUGAACGUCGACGGCCUCACCCGCGAGAACGUCGCCAGCCACCUCCAGAAGUACCGCCUCUACCUCAAGCGCACGCGCGUCGCCGCCACGCCGCCUCCUUCUCCACCACCACCUCCUCCUCCUCCUCCGCCCCUGCCGCCGGCGAUGUACGUCCCCUGCUUCGCCGCGAAACCACCUCUCGACGCAGCUAACCGCAGCGAUUCCCCUCCUUCCAGAACCUCGGACGCAACGACUAAGCAGUAAGCUUUAUAUUUUGCAAAUUUUUUUCCCCAAAAGAUAGCCAAAAUCAGAUAGUACGUUUUUUUUCCUUUUUUUUUCUCAUAUUUUCGAGGAUCCAAGUAGAUAUAUUGAGUAUUUAAUUUCGUCAGGAAUCAAGUGAAACCAAUCAAAGAGGUACAAUAUAUUGAACUCCUGUCGUCUGCAAAAUCGAAAUUUGGCUUACCGUCCGAUGGCAAGUUGAGGGAUAGUACAUUUCAAGUACAGUUAUGCACAUAUCGGGAACAAGAUAUAGACCACACUAAAAUGCCGCUCCUUGCAAAAAUUUAUCAAACCAUUGCAUAUAUUAGUUUUCUCUUGGUGAUAGAGUUCAUUCUUUUCGGUACCAGUGUUGUCCUCCUGGCGAAAAUGUUUUUAGCCACAGACAUCCUUGGGCCGUUUAGCUAGAAUUACUCUCUUUUUUUUUUCUCUGCGCUUGAUCCGUAUAGAAUGUUUGUUGUUUAUACUUUUGUAAAUAUAAUACUUACUACUAGUUACGAGUACUAUAUUAUAUUAAAAAAAACUUAACGUUUACAUGUCUUCCUUCUUUCUUCUGUAACUUAAAAGCCAACUUUUAUGUUUGGCAUACAUAUCCAUUGUUGUCGCAACCAAAAUUCAUUAGUUAGAUAGCAAAAUAUAGUAGUUUCUGUUUUCAGUAACGCGAUGAUAGACUAUUGAAAGCAACUUUAUGCUCACACCACCUUCCCUUUAAGAGCAAUUUAGGUAUUUAAGUUCUUUGAAGGAACUGCUGUAAUGAUACCCAGUUGAUGAUUGAAUGGUGGUGGGGUUAUCUGUAAUGUGCUUCCUUGAAUCAGAAGACUUGGGUAUAUGGUUAGGAGUACUUCCCUCCCUUGCCACCACCUUGAUGUUGAAAUGGACUGCCCAUUUCAAUGAUUAUUUGAUGCUUUCUGGGGCAAUCAAUCAUUGUUAGAGGAAUUAUUUGUUCCUAGCAUGAUUUAUACUUUAAUAUAAUUAAUAUUAGUAAAGGUCAGCACUAUGUUAAUUCCAUGGUUUGGGGGUUCUGGCUUCUAGCAGUAUUCCCCACAUUCAUGGAGCUAGCAAAGGCAUAUGUCUAACCUUUUACUAUGUGUGUUCACUCUUAAUAGUUGAUACAGUUUCUGAAUUGUUUCCUCGUUUUAUUCUAACUGGUUAGCUAGCUCAAGGCUAGAGAAGGAAAUGCACCAAGAGUGAAUUAUAUUCAGAAGUUGUGUCUCUUAAGAAUUAGGGGACAGAACAUACAAUAUUUUUGGAUCAUUUCAAGUGCAUGCUUUCCAUGCAUGCUCCCAUCAAAAGGGAUAACGAGACUUGUCCACGAGGCUACGACGCAAAACUCGGCUAAAAUAAAUAUGGAAAUGCUGCUCAUAUCCAAGAACGGCCUCAGGAAAGAUGCAAAGUUUUUUUCUGUGUGAGCUGCUAAUGCUCGAGGUAUUGUCUGAAGGCUACAGGCACAAUAAGGUUUACCAAAGGAAUUGUAAUUAGGUUUCCUCUGAUCUAGAUUCAGUUUCAAAUUCAUGCAGCGUGCUGUAUCAAAUGCUGCCUAGAUGUAACAUCAUUUUUCCUCAUCAUGUAUGUGUAAGAUGCUACUCUUUCUAACCUGGUGACAUCGGCAAAGCUGCUCCUCAA